GGGAAAUCAACACCAAGGAAUGAAACAAAAGAUAGUUCUAGGACUGAAAAAUUAAGAACAAAGUCAGCUAAAUUAAGCUAUAGAAGUUUGAAAUCUGCUACCUCUGCUGGGGGGAAACAUUCAAACAAAGAAAACGUGACAACACCUCGACAGCAAGACUUUAAACAGUUUAUGUCCGAGACAAGGGAUGAUGUGUCAUCCAUGCAUGGUGUAGGUGACAGCAUGAACCCUCCUAGUGAACCUGCGUCAAGUCGGUUGUCAGUUUUUGGCAAUGAUUUUCUCACUAAUCGUUUUAUGAUGGAUUUACCAUCCAGUAAACUAAGUUGGCAUUUGGAUACACCAAUGGGGAAGUCUGGGACAGAUAUGGCUAACUCCCCUACAGAAUGGGAUGGUCCUGAUAUAGAGUUACAGCGUAUUGGAGAAAGUUCACUAAGCAGACCAACCUUUGAUGAACAAUUUCAUGCCAGCCAUCCAUCAGUUCCAAACUCAAGUCCUCAGGCCGGAAGUCCACGGAGCAUUGGUUCUGGUGAUAGUGACGGUAAUGCUAGUUCGGGCGUAGAUGUUGGUUCAGCAGACAUGAUGGACUUUCACAGUGAUGUUAGACGUCGUCUGUCACAUGGUGUAAACACAUCAACCGGUACAGGCGUGCAGGGAAUGUCCGAUGACCAGAGUUUCACAGGAGGUUAUGGUUUACCCCGUAAGAUGGUACAUUCUAUCGCUAGUCUUGUUAAUCCUCAUGCCAAGUUAGCCGAGUCUGAAGCUAUCAAGAUGGAACACGAAUAUAAGAGAGAUCUUAUUAGAGAACAGAUGUCAGCCACUCCAUAUAAAUCUAACAGCAGAAUUAAUUCAAGUAAAAGAGGUCCAGACUUGAGUGCUCAUAUUCCAGUUUUACGUACAGUUAGUGUGUCUAAUAAUAGAGAAGAUAAUGUAUCAGUCUUCAACAGUUUCCGACAUGAUCAUCUUUAUGGUCAGGAAAUACUUAGUCCUCACAGGCCAUAUUUUCCGACGCCUCAAACCACCCAGGUGUUUCCCUCUAUAAAACCAGGUAGACUUAACUUUGUUGGUCGCAGUGGUACUGCUCUAGAUGUGCGGUAUAGUGCACACCCACAGGGUGAUCAACCCGAACAGCACACCAAAAGUGUAAUCCAGCUGUAUGGAAUGAUGAACAAUGGCGGGUUACAACCCCAUGAACAUAGCUGUCCUGCCGGAGCAAAGCAAAGUGAGUCCCUUAUUCACCACCAAACAUUAGAAGAAUUUUACCAGACUGCAGACAACUUCUCCCCAUCUCAUACUUCAUCAUUCCGCAAUAGUGCACGUAUACAGUCAGCCCCGCCACCAAGGGUGAAAAGUUCAAAACCGGUACCAAGUGGUGCAAAGACUGCCAUGCCUAGAAGGCAAUCUUCUGGUAAAAAUCAAUCCACAGCCAAGCUGGGAAAAUCUCUUCUGGACUUUAAAGAUGAGAAGACAUUAGGAGAUGAUGAAGAAGAUGAGAUAUUGUAUAGUUCAGCUAAUGACAGACCAAAGUCAGCUGUUAAACUAGAGGCUGUUGUUAACAUGAUAGAUCAGGUCAAAGAUGAGAUGAACUUCUUCAGAGAAAAGCUUGCACCAGCUCCUAUGUCAGGAUUUAGACAGCCAGCAAGUACCAGUGUUUCAAAUAAACCUCUGUCCAGACCCACCUCUACAGCAAGUCAUAGAAGUAGGCCAAGGUCAUCACAGGUCAGGCCAAGGUCACCCAGUCCAGAAGGUCGACCAAGUACUCCACAAGAGGUAGAUGAGAUAUUGAUGGGUGAGCCUGAGGUACCGGGAGAUUCAUUCCGAACUCUCUCUCUACCACUCAACAGACCACACUCUGCCAGUGUUAAUAAAGCAGUAGACUGGAGGGGUAAAGUUACACCAGAGAGUGCUAGAAUUAGGUCAAAAACAAGGUUUGGUGGUCAUAGCUAUGUACAGAAGUUAAAACCCUCCCUGAGAACAGCAGGGGCGUCCAGUGCUGGGAAACGCCCAAAAACUGCACCCAUUUCUAUGAAAGAGAGAUGGCAUUCUAAAGAGAAGGAAUGUGAGAAGAAUGAGAGAGUAUCAUCCCAGGCAGCUAGUAACACAAUGACUCAGGUAGAUGACCAAGAUAUGGACAGAAUAAUGAGCAUACAACAUCUACUAGGUAGCAGUGAUUCUAGGUAUGGCUCCAUGGGAUCACUAUUCUUGGAUGAAGAUUUUCUACGUUCAAUGAAUUCCCGGUAUUCAACGGGCACAUCCAUGAGUCACCUGACGUCUGCUUCACAAAGUAAAGAAUACUUGUCAUUUGUUGCUCCAAAAACACCAAGACAAUCUCCAAUAGAUGCCAGAUCAUACAGUAAACAAAGUGUGAGGAAACCUGAUUUUAUAAAUCAAAUACCAGAGGAGUUAAGUGAAAAGGGAGAAGAGGUACAAUACGACGACAGCACAGUUGGUGUGGAACCUUUACAACUUGCUCAACAUGAUAAUGAGGACAUAGAAAACAAAGAUCAAGUUUCUCCUCAAACAUUACAAGAACCUGUUGGUAUCAAUGGUGAUUUACCUGAACAUGAGGUGAAGGCCAUAGAAACAGGGUCAAGGUCAGAGGAACGAUCUGAAUCAGAUAGCAAAGCUGAAGAUCAGUUUGCGUCAGCUGGUGUGACUGAGGUCAAGGUCACAGAAAUACCAAAGAAGUCUGUUGAGCCAGGAAGAGAAGUUGUUGUUGAGAGUAAGGCUGACGGAGAUGUUCAUAUAGAAGUGACAGCAGUGCCAGCAGUAGGUAGACCACGUACGCCACCUGGUGUGGGAGCUGUAGAGGCAUUAACUGAAUCAGAAACGUGGCAUUUCCAACCUCAGACAGAACAAGAUAUAACUGAUACCGGUAAUAAUAAAGAUACUGAUUUAAAUAUUCCACAUAGUGACCAUCAUCAUCAAAACCACUCCCCUAGACAUGACAUACCAAGACAAAUAAGUUCUGCAAAAUCUAUCGUGAGACCAGAAAAUUAUUGUUUCAAUUGUAUUCCUGACAAUAUGAGUACCAAGGUUGGCCGCUCAGCCGGGCGAAUGCCUGGAGCAGUCCAAAGUCCUGCUGGUCAGGUUUUGAGAAUGGCUCGAAGACAGAACGAGUAUUUCAAGAAAGCACCACCUGUGAGGACUCCACCGUCUAUACCAAGUUCACAUCACAUGCAUUCAGCACGGUCACCUAGACAUGGUCAGCAGUAUAGUACUGAGCUGGAACAUCAUGCUAGGAAAGUUAACAGUCCCAGACAUUUCAUGGAACAAGAAAGCCCAAGAAAGUCUCGUCCAGAAAGUGGGAGAUUAGUUAAGGGUAUAACACUUGUUGAGUUGAGGAAGGACAACUGUAGGUCAGCUCCUCCUGGGUCAUGUCCUGAUUCUAAUGGUAUUAAUGAUUCACUGUCGAUUGUCAGUCUACGUACACCAUCCCGAGCUCACACUGCACCAACCGUACAUUCACAGAGAAACAAUGAUACAUUAGGAACAUUACCAGCACAUAUAGAGGAGGCAGGUAUGGAUGAUGGAAGUACUGACACUGAUACACCUGAAGUUAUAUAUGCUAGACCUUUUGUGUUAGUCAGAGGAAAAACUGACCUCAGCCAGCAGUCAUUAGCUCAUAUAGGUAGACCUAUACCCCAGGUGUCACGCAUACCUGAUCCUGUUGAGUUUGCCGAGGCUGUAACGAAGCAAAAGGAGGCGAAGGCGGCUGUAGAUAUACAGCGUAUAUUCCGAGGUUAUGUGUGUCGUAACUCAUAUAGAAAGUUGUUGUGGGAUAAUAGAAAAGAUAUGGAAGACAAGCAGAUAGCUUUACAGGAAAGUCAAAGGGAGUACAAGAAACAUCAGGGAAGGAAGGCUAAGAUUUACAACAGACCACCACUGGACCCUCAACUUCUACAGUGGGCUAAAGAUUUUAAAAAGAUUCAGGUAGAAUACAAAGGAAAAAGACAAGUUAAAGUAGAUGCCAUGGCACAAGAAAUGCUAGCCAAUCAACAGAAAGCAAAGUCGAAGAUUGAAGUCAUAGGUCCUCAUGUGGAAAUAUACGACAUAUAUCAUCCAAAAGAGAGUGGUCCAUCUAAAAGAGAAAUGCACAAAGCAGCUGUAGUGAUGCAGAAAAAUGUGCGAGGAUUCUUGGUCAGGAGGAGAUUUGAGAAACUACGCAGAAAGGCAACAUUCUGUGGUAGUACCUGGGAGAAGAUGGUAAAAGAUUACAAAAAUCUUCUUGUCAGAGUACAAAGGUGGCAUGGUGUUGAUAAACCUGUCACACCAUUCUCUCUACAAGAAAUGCAUGAAUACAUGGACCUGCGCAGACGAUUUGAAAGUCAGUUUGAUAAGAAGGCAUUUGGUUCGGAGAUGGAGCAGUCUGAACUGGAAGCAUUUUUCAGAGAAUGUGACUUGUACCCAUCACGGACAGAGAUAGAGGAAGGUCUUGAUGUCACUACUAAAGGUCAAUCAUUAAAGAAAGGAAAUGGGUUGAAGAAACACGAGGCAAUGAACUUGUUAUUUUAUAUCUAUGUUCCCAAGGCAACAGGAUUAACUGACACUAGACAGUCAACCUGGAUGAAUCCCAUUAUAAAUGGUGUUGAAGCAAAGAAAUUGAUAGGAAGUGAAUUUGUUGAAGGGGCACCUUUAAAACCAUGUGCAGAGCUUGUGAUUAAUUCACGUAAGGAGAGAAGAAUGAGGGCUGAACAAGAGAAAGAGAGACUUGAAGAGGAAGAAAGAAAAGUUAAAGGAGAGAAAGUGGACGGGGAUUCUGAUAGUGAUAGAAAAAAGUCCACAGAGAAAGGUGGAGGUGGUGUCAGUAAAAGUCUGACUGCUGGAACAAAAACAGCAUUAAAGAAGAGAAAAUAAAGAUAUAAAGAAAGUGAUAAAUUCCUACUGUAGUGGAGCAAGUGACAAAUUCCUACUGUAGUGGCUACAUCAGUUAAGAAUUGUGCUAAGUAGAUAUAAAUCAGGGUGAUAAUGUACCGGUAGCUAAAGGACUACUGAAGACUGGGAACAGUAAUAUAUCAUAGCUGUCCAGAAUAUUUAGCUAGGUAUGUUUGCUUGGAGGUAGCAUUUUUUGUUUUUAUUUAUAAUGCAUUUACAGGGACAGAUCCUGUCAAAUGUAUAGCUAUAUGCUAAAUUAGUAAUUUGUUUUGUUGUGACAUAAUUUAAAGAUGUUACAAGAAUAUUUUUCUCUUGUUCCUGGGAAGAUAUUUUUUUUCCUUUAAAAACUUAUUAAAUCAACUAAUGAUGUGAGCAGAAAACUGCUCACAAGUUUCUUAUUUAACUUAUCAUUUAAACUGAAGAAAACUUACAAAAAUACAAAUUUUGUAAAGAAGGAUUUAUGCAAAUUUAAAAUUAAUAAUAGUUAUCAUAUUAAUAUAUUUCUCAAAAGUUAUAAUACUGCACAACUAGACUGAUAAUUUUCAUCAGACCAUAUUGACAGUCAUGUUAUAGGGAUACAACAGCAAAUGCAAAAAUUAUUUUUUUAUUUCAAUCAGACUGACUUGGGUUAUUACAGAAUACAACUGUUAUAUGAUAUAAUGUUAUACAAGUUAAAUGUUAUACAAGUUGAAUGUUAUACAAGUUAUAUGUUAUACAAGGUAAUACUGCUGAUAAAUGUACAAGGGUAUAUACGAAUGUUUAUUUUUAGAUUAUACUGUAUUGUCCUAUAUUUUAUUGUUUUUUUUUAUGCACAAAUAUUUAUUUCACAUUUUUAUGGGUGCUAUAGUUAAUGGCAGUUUUCAAUCAGUAUUGAAUGUUUCACAGUUUUUGUUAGUAGAUAUACUAUAUACUGUAGUGCCUGUUGUCAUUGUACUAGGCUAGUAUGUCACAUUCAUUUUAUUAUAAUUAUUGAUAUACUAACAUAUCUUAUUUUCAUUUCAUGUAGUACCAUGUCAAACUAUUAAAGUAAUGAUAUAAUCAUUCAAAUUGGUAUGUGUAUUUGUCAGGUGUUUUAUUAUGAUCUAUUUAUAUAUCUAAAAAGUCAGGAUAUUGUUCUUGUUCUUGCAUUUUUGUUGUUGAAAAACUCCUACUUUUAUUUUUCAAUGUUGUAAUGUUUAAGAUUGCUCUUUAAAUCCACUAAUCCAGUAAAAAUAUACUUCCUCCUAAUCUGUCAAACAGCUUUUCAAAUUUUUUUUGCUUAGUUAUCAAAGUAGUUGAAUAUGUAUUGGAAGUCACAUGUGAAUAAGUUAUUAUACUCAAAGCUAAUUAUCAGUUUUAAUGAAAAACUGAAGUUAAGUUUAAAAUCAAACUUGACAGUUGUAUUGUAUUCUUUAACGUUAAAUAUAAAGGCUGAACAAAAGUUUUCAAUAUUCUGGAAAGAACUAAUCCUUUGUCUUUGAUACUGAAUUUAAGAAUCUUAUGUAAAUGGACACUUUUUAGCAGGUGUUAAGCUUAUAAAAUAUUGCUUUUUGAUACACAAAAUGUGGUUAAGUAUUGUCUGAGCUGAAUAACUCUAAUUGGUAGACCAGGAAGUUUAAUUUAUAUUUUUGUAUUGGAAUCAUACAUGAAAUAUAACUCUGAUUCAGCUUUUAUAUUUAAUUACAUGUAUUUAUACCAGUGAUAUGCAUAUAGAUUUUAUGAAUAAUUGUUAGAUCUGUGAUUUAUUAGAACUGUGAUACUCAUAUAUAUUAUGUUGUAGAUUCUUUAUGUUAUAUAACAUAUGAUAAAAUGCUACUUGUUUUCUUGCAAAAUAAAAUGAAAUAAAG
Molecule: messenger RNA, 6698 nt
Organism: Ruditapes philippinarum (Manila clam)
Lineage: Eukaryota; Metazoa; Mollusca; Bivalvia; Venerida; Veneridae
Exons: 29
Coding region: 172-4854 (1560 amino acids)
Molecular function (GO): protein binding
Source: RefSeq, a predicted model, not a curated record